AUGGAGAACGAAGGGGUGAUGAGUAGCACGAAAAAAAUGAAAGUAAACACUGACCUCAGCUGGAUUGCAAACUUUGCGACGAUUGUUGUGAGCUUUUUGGUAGGGGUUUCGUACAACUUUUUCAAUGAAGCGCUCAUUUCUACUGUGAACGACAUGGGGACGUACGCGGGUUCUGUCUCAUUUAUAUACAUCAUCCCAAUCAGCACUGCUUUUGUCAACUUUUUGACUGUUGUCACAACUCUGAUUUCUUUCAACUCGUUUCAGAAGUACCCACUCUUUUACUUUGUGUGUUUUUCGUUGGUUGGUCAAUUUAUUUUGUGUUCACUCAUUGAAGGGGUUCUACCCUUGGUGUAUUCGGCAGAUACAAUCGACGACAAAAAUGGUGUGGAGUUGGCCAUUGCUGAAAUGUCGAGCAUCGCCCACGGUUUUUUGUCAGCGUUCAACAUGCUCUCAUUUUUACACAUUUCCUCGCUUAUUUCAUGGAUUCAUCUACUUUUUUAUCUUCUCGGGGUAGGGUGUGGGCCGUUUCUAUCGUCAAUGAUGGAUUAUAUCGGAUUUAUGCUUGGUGGAAGCAAAACGGAAGUCGAUUAUUAUGUUAUGAUGUCCGUACUACUUGUUGUUGAAGUUGUUGCUUUUGUUAUGGUGUUGACAGUUUACUUCACUUUUAAAUCGUUCAGGGAAGCUAUUAAAAUUGAACCAACAAAUUUGCUGGAACAGUCUGUGGCUCUUUCAUCUUCGAGGUCGUUUAAAGCCAAGGUUCUACUGCGGUCGGCGCUUUCGGAGAUGCGGGACGUUAUCGUCAAUUUGAAAUACAAUGUCCUCACAAUUGUUAUCACUGCGUUUACAACAGCAACGCUUUACCCAGGUCUUUUCAAUUAUUACCCAAUUGGUGCGUCGAGGCAGACGAGUACCGAUUAUGGAAAUUACUCAUUUGUGAUGAAGAACAUUUCGAUAGUUUUUACAGGGGGCGUGUUUUUGGGAACAGUGUUCAUUUUCAUUCCGUACAUCCCAUCCAAAAAAGUGCUUUUCGCGUUCUCCGUAUUCAGCUCUGUUUUUCUUUGUUUUUUGGUGCCAACUUUUUCGCAAUUUACGAUGUUUGUGUUGAACAAAUAUCCAGAAGAAUCUAACGGCCUUGGAGGACAGGUACGCCAAGUGAGUUUCAUCCUUCUGAUUUUCAUGAGUGCUUUUGGAGGUAUUUUCCAGGGCUACUCGUUUUCGGCGACGAGUCUUGCAAUUUUGAAACAUGCUGAAGAGCGUGUUGCUGUUGGUAUUAUCCUUGCCUCGUCGUCGUUUGGGACGCUUAUUGGCUCGAUUGUGCAGAUCAUGUUGCUCUUUUCUUUUAACGAGUUUUGUUAA
Messenger RNA from Entamoeba invadens IP1, 1356 nucleotides. RefSeq lists its product as hypothetical. NCBI's taxonomy places the organism in Eukaryota, Evosea, Mastigamoebida, Endamoebidae. The transcript has a single exon. The record is from RefSeq and is a predicted model, not a curated record. The coding region runs from base 1 to 1356 and encodes 451 amino acids.